Molecule: messenger RNA, 1180 nt
Organism: Laetiporus sulphureus 93-53
Lineage: Eukaryota; Fungi; Basidiomycota; Agaricomycetes; Polyporales; Laetiporaceae
Exons: 4
Coding region: 75-1073 (332 amino acids)
Source: RefSeq, a predicted model, not a curated record
AGUCUCUCGGCUCACAUUCCUAGGACGUGGUCAUCGUGCUCAAUAUAUGUCUGCGGACCGGGUUUCUGGAUGACAUGCCUUCGACUGACGGUCUCGAAGAGCGAUCACGAUAUAUUGGGCGCUUUCAAACUCGCAAAUGCAUACUGCCCAUCGAGGUACUCGAAGAACUCGUAGCGUUCCGUUUCGCGACGAACCAUGCAUUCUCGUCAAUCGCCAAUCUCUCCCUUGUCUCGCGCCAAUUUCGUCAGCUGGUGCUCAAACGAUUCUUCGCAAAGUUCCAUGCGAAGUCCGCCGCACAUUGGACGCGAUGCUGCCAGAUACCUGGCGUGUUCAAUUGGGUUCGGACCUUGCAUUGCUUCUCUGGGACGCUCUCUGUACAACCUUCGUUGCUCGGCUGCUUCAAGAGACUACAAAUCAUCGAACUUGACUUUUCUUCCGACGGCCUCGCCACGCAAUCCGACCGGAUCUCGUUCAUCUUCUCUCACCUCACGUCUAAUAUCACCGAACUCAGGCUGAAAUGCUUGCCGCGUAUUGACCACCACUUGCUCGCUUUGAUUGCUUCGCGAUUCACUGCUCUCGAGAUGCUUGAUCUGACCUGCGCCGAUCGGCUGGAUGAAGCUUGCUGCUGGCUAUGCUAUGAAGAAUCCUCCAGUUGCUCUGAUCAUUCUCCCGUUCCUGACUGUCAUAGCUCUGUUGAAGACUUAUCGGUGGCCUUCGCAACGGCUCUCAAGCCUUUGAAACGUCUCGAACAUCUCUUCAUAGGCAUCUUUCUCUCUGAUCUUGACCUGCUCUACGAACAUCUCUCCCACUGGCAUGAAUUCAACGUAGAAUUCGUCGGGACUUACGGACCUGAUUCCUGCCCUGCCUGUUUGGAGCGACACUCUUCCUCGGUCAGGCAGAAGGAACUGAUCGCCAGUGUUUCCAUAGCUAGGACGCUGCCGUUCCUUAAGACGAUCUCCUGGAAUACCUUCUUUGCUGAGGAUCAACCUGGAGAUGACGCGGGGGCGAGAGUGACUACGUUGUGGAUCCGAAGAAUCGAUGGAUUCAUCCAAGCAAGGAGGGCGCCUUGGUAGACAUGGCGGACUACAGUCUCGACAACUUCUACUGCCCUUCAAACACGCUGUCUAUGCAAAGAUUUCUCCAUGUACAUGCCUACAAAUGAAGCAGUAAAUAUGAUGAG